AUGCUCCAAUUGCUUCGUCAAGUACCUCUACUAACAAGAGAGCGCGCACGCUCAAUUCAAAGCGGUGACGUGGAUAUGACUCUCGAUGAGAAUGCUCCAGAAGAUGAGUUUUACAAUGAUAAUGGUCUCCCAGACCCUCUCACUGGUGACGAGGGCCAUCCUGCACCUCCACCAGACCCUCCUAUUGGUGACGAGGGCCAUCCUGCACCUCCACCAGACCAUCCUGUUGGCGACGAGGGCCAUCCUGCACCUCCACCAGACCAUCCUGCACCUCUGCCAGACCCUCCUAUUGGUGACGAGGGCAAUCCUGCACCUCUGCCAGACCCUCCUGUUGGUGACGAGGACCGGCGCACCAUACAAGAUGUUGAUUUGGAUGAAAUUCAACGUCUUGCGAGUAUGACAGUCUCUCGCCACUUGAUCCAGAUGCUCUUGAUCGUCUCCGAAACCCUCCGCAGCUUCAACUUAAAAUUGAGGACCCCCAUCUGCGUCUAG
Suillus clintonianus is the source of this 492-nucleotide messenger RNA. RefSeq lists its product as uncharacterized. The transcript has 4 exons. The record is from RefSeq and is a predicted model, not a curated record. Bases 1 to 492 code for a protein of 163 amino acids. Lineage: Eukaryota; Fungi; Basidiomycota; Agaricomycetes; Boletales; Suillaceae.